Molecule: messenger RNA, 180 nt
Organism: Fusarium venenatum
Lineage: Eukaryota; Fungi; Ascomycota; Sordariomycetes; Hypocreales; Nectriaceae
Source: RefSeq, a predicted model, not a curated record
AUGUCUAUGAAAUCCAACGGUUGGAAGGUCAAGAAGCGUACAAGGGUUAACGGCCAAACGACGAACUCUUUUGCUCAACAUGAGAACCUGGCUCUUGGGAAACGUCUGACCAGCUCCUGUGACUCGGCCUGGAAAAGAAAGACCCUUCGAGUUUUCCGAAUCACCUGCCACAACGGAUAG